Molecule: messenger RNA, 1708 nt
Organism: Pseudophryne corroboree (corroboree frog)
Lineage: Eukaryota; Metazoa; Chordata; Amphibia; Anura; Myobatrachidae
Gene: CRHR2
Product: corticotropin releasing hormone receptor 2
Exons: 12
Coding region: 181-1422 (413 amino acids)
Biological process (GO): cell surface receptor signaling pathway; adenylate cyclase-modulating G protein-coupled receptor signaling pathway; long-term synaptic potentiation
Cellular component (GO): axon terminus; dendrite; plasma membrane
Molecular function (GO): G protein-coupled peptide receptor activity; corticotropin-releasing hormone receptor activity; peptide hormone binding
Source: RefSeq, a predicted model, not a curated record
AAGUGUGAGACGGAGUAGCAGGACCAGCAGCUGCCUCCCCUGUGAUUGGCUGCUCUGCUGAGUCCUAUAUACUGUGUGCACAGGAGAGUCCCCCAGCUGCCAGUCUCAGGGCUGAACCCUCCACAUCUCAGCCUCAGCAGCUGUCAGGCAGGAGAUCUCCCCGGCUCCCACGCCGCCACUAUGAUGGACAGCACUAUAUUUGAAAUCAUCAUAGACGAAUUUGAUGCCAACUGCAGCCUUCUGGAUGCUUUUCAAGACACUUUUCUCAGCAGCAACCACUCUUUCCAGCCUUUCGAUGGUCCCCACUGCAGUGCCACCAUCGAUCAGAUUGGUACCUGCUGGCCGAGGAGCAUAGCUGGGGAGCUUGUGGAGAGACCCUGCCCGGACUCCUUCAAUGGGAUCAAGUAUAACACUACCAGAACUGUCUUCAGAGAAUGUUUUGAAAACGGCACUUGGGCAACGUGGAUGAAUUACUCUCAGUGUGUCGCCAUUCUGGAUAAAAAGCGGAAAGAUGAUCUGCAUUACAAGAUCGCUCUUAUUAUACACUACCUGGGGCACUGUAUAUCCGUGCUGGCGCUCGUCAUUGCCUUUCUACUUUUUUUGUGCUUAAGGAGCAUAAGAUGCCUUCGCAAUAUUAUUCACUGGAAUUUAAUCACAACCUUUAUCCUACGUAAUAUCAUGUGGUUCCUCCUACAGUUGAUUGACCAUCAAAUUCAUGAAAAGAAUGAGGUCUGGUGCAGAUGCAUCAUAACUAUUUACAAUUAUUUUGUGGUGACCAACUUUUUCUGGAUGUUCGUAGAAGGCUGUUACCUCCAUACAGCCAUAGUGAUGACCUACUCCACUGAUAAGCUGCGGAAAUGGGUCUUCCUCUUCAUUGGAUGGUGUAUUCCGUGCCCAAUAAUUAUUGCUUGGGCCAUCGGGAAACUGUGCAACGACAAUGAAGAGUGCUGGAUUGGAAAAGGACCCGGAAAAUACAUUGAUUAUAUUUACCAAGGACCAGUCAUCCUGGUGCUUCUUAUUAAUUUUGUGUUUUUAUUCAACAUUGUAAGAAUAUUAAUGACAAAAUUAAGAGCUUCAACCACCUCAGAAACAAUACAGUAUAGGAAAGCCGUCAAAGCCACGUUGGUCCUGCUCCCUCUACUGGGAAUAACCUACAUGCUGUUCUUCGUGAAUCCUGGAGAAGAUGACAUCUCUCAGAUAGUCUUUAUUUAUUUUAAUUCAUUUCUUCAGUCUUUUCAGGGUUUCUUUGUAUCAGUGUUUUACUGUUUUUUGAACGGGGAGGUUCAAUCAGCUGCAAGGAAAAGGUGGCAUCGCUGGCAGGACCACCACUCCCUCCGUGUCCGAGUCGCCCGGGCAAUGUCCAUACCAACAUCCCCCACAAGAAUCAGCUUUCACAGUAUCAAGCAAACGGCGGCCAUCUGAGCUCAGGAACACCACGGCCUCCAGCGCUCUCGGAUCUCAGAUUUCCCAAUUCUGGCACUUUGAGGUGACUUUACACGUCGGUGGGCAUAUGGCACCCUUGUACCUAGCACUCCAUGGCAGGAAGAUGACCAGUACAUUGGGUAAAUAUACUGCGAACAAAGGACCUGGUCAUGAGUCUACACGAUACUGGACAUUAUAUCGUAAGCACAAAUGAAAGGACACCACGGUGGAAGAGCUAUUCAUUUGUAUUUAAACCGUUGAGUGUGAAUAGAGCGAUUUGACCGAA